This is a messenger RNA of Dichomitus squalens LYAD-421 SS1, 3648 nucleotides long. Its product is annotated as P-loop containing nucleoside triphosphate hydrolase protein. Bases 1 to 3648 code for a protein of 1215 amino acids. The transcript has 29 exons. The record is from RefSeq and is a predicted model, not a curated record. Gene Ontology annotation, molecular function: ATP binding; nucleic acid binding. Lineage: Eukaryota; Fungi; Basidiomycota; Agaricomycetes; Polyporales; Polyporaceae.
AUGUCUCGCUGCCCGAGAACACAUCUCGAUAUAACGAACGUUAUCAGUGCGCCGACUGGCAGCGGCAAGACCGUGCUAUUCGAACUUGCUAUCAUCAAGACGUUAAAAGAAACGUCAGGCACAAGCCUCAAGUCGCGUUGUGUAUACAUCGCUCCUACGAAGGACAUGCAGUCGCUAUGUACGGAGAAAGCGACUGACUGGGAGGCGAAAUUUGGGCCGUUCGGAGCCAAAUGCUCGGAGCUUACUGGGGAUACUGUCAACACUGGACGGGGCGCGUGGGGGGAUGCGAAGGAUGCUACAAUAAUGCAAGGGGAGAAAUGGGAUAGCUUAACUCGCAACUGGCAAGAUCACCAACACAUCUUGUCUCAAGUCAAACUGUUCCUCAUAGACGAAGUCCAUCUGCUCAAUGAGACUAGAGGCAGCACAUUGGAGGUUGUCGUCUCUCGGAUGAAACUGCGCGGGACGUCUGUCCGCUUCAUCGUGGUAUCUGCGACGGUACCCAACAUCGGAGAUGUUGCCGACUGGAUUGGAAACAACUCGGAUACAGGGCCUGCUACGAUCAAAGAGGUGAGAUUUGGAGAGGACUUCAGGCCAUGUCGGCUGUCCAAGUUCGUCUACGGCUUCCCGCGCCGCAGAGACACCAACGACUUCGUCUUCGCAAAAGCUCUCGACUAUAGACUCUACGGUGUAUUACAGCAACACUGCAACGAUAAGCCUGUGCUUGUCUUCUGCCCGACGCGUAAAGGGGUGAUGUAUGCUGCGGAGCACAUCUUGAAAGAGUAUGAAGAGGCCUUGGGCAAGAAGGAGGUUGUCCCAUGGACGAAGCCUCCCAGAAUCGCACACACGUUCGGCAACAAGCAGGUGGACAAACUCGCUUCCUUUGGCAUCGGCGUUCACCAUGCUGGCUUGGAGAAGAGCGACCGCAACGCUACGGAACAGCUAUACCUCAAGAGGGACCUGAAAGUCUUGUUCGCCACCUCUACCCUCGCCGUCGGGGUGAAUUUGCCGGCACAUACCGUCGUUAUCAAGGGCGUCAAGUUGUUCCAGAAUGGCACAUCGCAAGAAUACUCCGACUUGGACGUCAUGCAGAUGAUCGGGCGCGCUGUGUGGACCUGCUGUCUCAAACGCCGCGUUGCACAGGGUCGCCCGCAAUUUGACAAGGAAGGCGUAGCCAUUAUCAUGUGCGAACAAGAACUAGAAGCGAAGUACAAAGCGCUCGCCCAAGGUCAGACGGUGCUCGAAAGCAGCCUACAUAUGGGGCUCUCGGAACACCUCAACUCCGAGGUUGCGCUAGGCACUAUCACGAGCAUGGACACAGCGAAGGAAUGGCUACGCAGCUCCUUCCUUUAUCGACGUCUCCAGAAGAACCCUGCGCAUUACGACAUCAAGAAAGAAGGCGACAAGAGCUGGCAGGCGAGAAUGGACGACUUGGUCACAGCUAGCAUUACUGCCCUCGACCAAAGCGAGAUGGUGGUUCGCGACGGAGACGAUGACGCUCUAUCUUCCACAGACUACGGAGACAUCAUGAGCAAGAUGGUGCAAAUUAUGAAAUUAUCCGAGAAGGCCACCGUCAGAGAGAUUCUCGAAACCAUAUCCUGUUCUACCGAGUUUUCUGACAUCAAGUUCCGAUCUGGCGAGAAACAGGUCUACAACAAACUCAGAGCACACAUCGAUAUUCGCUAUCCCCUCAAGAAGAUCGAUAAGCCCUCUGACAAAGUCUUCAUCCUGAUUCAAGCCAUACUGGGAGCAGUCAAUCUCUCGGAACAUGAAUAUAAGACCGCAGAGAGUCAACCCUACACGGAGUCCAUCCCGAUCUUGCGCCAUAUCUCGCGGAUCGCACGAGCUGUCGUUGAGGUUGCAAACGUCCGCAUGGCUGGUGCGUUGCUUAAAAAUGCACUGGAAGUGAUGAGGUGCUUGACGGCAAAAGCAUGGGAGGACCGGAGUGUCAUCUUCCGCCAGCUCGAUGACAUCGGGCUGAAGUCACUCAAGGUAUUGGCAGAGAACAACAUCACGACCUUUGCGGCACUACGGAAGAAGGACCCUGGCUACAUUGAAAUGCUGCUCAAUCGCAAACCUCCCUUCGGACACGAGGUUCUUGCCGCUGUCAAUCGGCUCCCCCAAUACCAGGUCGAUCUGUCUGAGGUUGGGCUUUCCGUUGGCAAGGACGGAAUCAGCGUCACAUUGUCCGUCGAAUGUGGGCUGGCGCAAGACGUCAAGGCGGCAAGCUGGAAGAAAAACAAAAAGCAGAAGCGCCGAGACAUGACAUUGGUCCUGAUUCUGACCUCUGACCACGGCUUCGUCGAUUUCCGUCGCAUUUCUACCUCUGCUCUGAAGGAUGUCAAGGUCUUUGAGAUUGCAACGAAGCUGACCAAGCCUAGCCAAUCGAUUGUCGCCUACGUGACUUCGGAUACAUAUGCCGGUAUCACGGUGUCAGCCUCGUACAAGCCCAAGCUCGAAUCAUCUGCAUUCCCGGUUCCCAAUACUCGACCCCAGGACUCCAUGACACGCGACCUCGAGGGCCUGGAAGAUGUCGCCAAUUUCUGGGACAUGGAGGGCGAUGGAUUCGAUGAGGCUCAAGAUACUCGGCCCACCGAUAACACGUAUAAGGAGUGUACAGGAUCAAUAGGACGAUCGAAAGAACAGCUGAUCGCCGAUACACACUACGAGCCAGCGGUAGCGUCGUCUGCUCCCUCGAAACAACUCGCGAACGGCAACUUCGAGUUCGUCCUUUCAUUGUUCUUCUCCAGGGGAUAUAUCGACCAGUUGUCCAGAUGCAACCACACUUGCAAAGACAAGACGAAAUGCAGGCAUCUGUGGUACAGUUGUCGGGAUGGACUAUCGAAGCCUCCGCCCAUGACAAGGAAACGUUUGGAGGCAAUCGUAGCCUGCGACACAUCUCUCCCUAAGCUUACAGUGCCCUUGAAGGCUGACACCCGGUCAACCAACCGUCAAGACGAUACGAGCAAGCCCAAACCGAAACCGAAGGUCAGAUCGGAUCGACCGCUCAAGGACUUGGAGGCAUUGCAUGAGCGUAUGGGAGUCAAGGAGAAUCUGCAGCUGGGUGGCCAUACUCGCAUCAAACUGGAUGCCGACUUGACAUCAGGUCCUCCACGGAAACGCAAGCCCGUACCGAACUUUGACCUGAGCUUCACUCAGAUUAGGGACGAAAAACCUCGCAAAGCCCCUCGGGUAGAUGAUGAUGACUUGGACGUCUCUGAUGACGAUUUACCUGAUGCUCUGGACCUUAUCGACGUUGCUGGGGACUUAGAGUCUGGGCGACAAGGUGCUACCUCGGAAUCUACUGACUAUGCUGACCCGGAAUUCGAUGCUCUCAUUGCGGAUUUGCCUUCACUCGACUCCAAUCCUCGGGAAGAGUCGCAUCAUGAGCAUGAGCAAAGACCAGCCUUGAGUACUGGAGAUCAUUCCCUGGACACCGUGUCGAUGCGUCGUCCGAACAAGAGAAGGCGGUCAGUGUCAAGCUCAGACAAUUCUCCUCCGCGGAAGAAGCACGGCAAGGCACCUGCUGAUUCCCCCAUCGAAGUAUGGGUCUUUUUGUCUUUCUCAGGCUCGCGGAGCAUUUACCGGAGUAUCACAGAUACUUUCCUCGCCUAUGAAAGCACCCGUAUUCCACCCAUCCGUGUCCAAUGA